Molecule: messenger RNA, 1123 nt
Organism: Blepharisma stoltei
Lineage: Eukaryota; Ciliophora; Heterotrichea; Heterotrichida; Blepharismidae
Source: the annotation of a GenBank genome assembly
AUGCAAACUCGAAUGAAAAUUAUCGUAAUCGGCCCUUCAGGGGUUGGGAAAACUGCAAUAUCAAACUUAAUCUCUGGACAUUCACAAACCCCUUCUCAAGUUUAUCACCCGACCUCAGGAGUCCGAAUUUUAGAACUAGAAAAGGAGCCUCCUCGCGCCAAUCGGCAAGCAGGAGAAUCCACUAUUCAAAUUGAGCUGUGGGAUUGCAGCGGAGACCCUCGCUAUGAAAAAUGUUGGAGUGCCUUCAGAAAAGAAGCUGUCGGAGUCAUUUUUGUGUACGACGGAGAAGAUCCAAGACCAGAUAUGAGCAAUUUUGUCGCUAAUUUCCCACAAAGGAUGGGUUUGCAUCCUAGCCAGUGUAUUGCGUUUGCUCAUUAUAAAAAUAGCAAGCCAAAAGGAAAUGUUAAACCGCCGAAAGGAAUUGAGAGAGUUUCCCUUUAUGAAACCUCCAUGGAUAAUACGUCAAAUAUUCUAAUGGCGUUUGAUAAGUUAUUUAUAAUUAAAAUAUGGCGUCUUCGUCUGGGCAUGGCCUCCCGGCCAUGCAGCCUCGACUCAUAUUUUAAUUAUAUCCGGCAAGGUUUUACCAUUUCAGAGAUGGACAGCAAUGCUAGGUAAGCAAUUCUGGUAGCUUUCAGAGCCUAGCCCUAGUCUAUUCUCAGGGGUGGAUUUUUCCUCGUGGGGAAGGAGGGUGCAAGGUUGGAAAGGGGAAGCCCAGCAAAGUCCUCUGGACCAUUCGGGCAACUCCCUAGCGUGAAACUGGGCGUUACGUCCCAGGCUUUGCAUUUUUCCUUUUGCCGAUAGCCGACCAGAAAAAUCCAUUUUUUGGGUUUUUCGGAAAAGCAACCCAUGUACAAGCAAGUAGCUCAUCCAUGAGCCGUCGAAGACGUGGACAUUUGCCCUAGAAGCACCCUGGUGAUCGAAGCAAGUUUGUCUCCAGCAGACUGGUGGGCCCGAUGCGACGAAAGGCGAGUGAUAAACCUGGAGUUGUAACCCCGUAGUGGACGUUAAGCGAUAUAAAUUCUAAUGUAAUGUAAUGUUUGAUAAGUUAUUUGGGAUGAUAUACAGUAUCAUUAUGGAGAGCCAAGAAAAGGCAGAGAACCAGAUUAUUAGUAAUAGAGAUUAA